AUGUUUCAUUGGAACGUACAGUCACCUUUGCGGCGUUCGGAAGCUUGCAACUGCAGUACAGUGACCUCAUGCGUACGCGAGGGCGGCUUUAAGUGGGUCAGGGCCCUCCUCGCCUGCCGCCCACCCCACCCAGACUCCGCACUCGAUCGACCGCCUAAUUCUAAACGUUCUCAUGGUAACAAAACUGAGAAUGGGCGAGCGGCGCCGGACCUCACGGCGUCGCCGGGCCGCGCUCCCGCCGGUCCGCUGCAGCCGGCGCGCAACAACCAUGCGCCGCCCUGCGUGCUGCAGCCAGAUUUUAGGAAGGUAUCGGGCGUUAGCAAUGAAAUAUUCAGGCAGAUUGAGAUGGUUGAAAACGAUCACGACGCAACGACGGCCGCGGCGCUCGAGGCGGUGGAGCGCCGCGGUGAGAUGAUUGUUCGGAUCCUUGAGCUGAGACAAGUUGGACGAAACAACAUUGAAGCCGCCAAAAAGUUUUUCUCCUUGCAGGAUGCACGCCACAUAGUACAACUGGUUGAAAUCGUAAAGCGACCAGGACAAACUUUAGGGCUAUACAUUCGGGAAGGGGAUGGGGGCACCAGAACAGACGGAGUGUUCAUAUCGCGAAUAGCUUUAGAGUCUGCGGUCUACAACAGCGGGUGUCUGAAGGUGGGAGACGAGAUCCUGGCGGUCAACCUGGUGGAUGUUAGGCGUAUGUCGCUGGAUGAUGUUGUUAUCAUCAUGUCGAUACCCAGGCGGCUCCUGCUUUGCACUCGACAGAGGAAAGGUAAAUCAGGACCAGGAUCACCAUCUCUUCCUCGUUCAGAGCACAAACCGCCACCAGUAGUGGUGUUGAAAAGGGACUGUCGGGAUGAUGAUGACAGAGAUCGGGAUAGAGUAGAUGGACUUUAUUCGCAGCAUGGAACACUCCGAUCGUCUGGUCCAUCAGGCGGUGUGCGGCCUGUUGGUGACGGUCGGGAAGAGAGAAGUCGCUUACAGCUUGGAGCAUUAUCACCUGAUUCUACGCCGUUGGACUUGUAUUACAAUUCUAGACCACCUUCUGAUCAUUCUACUUGGAGUUAUCGACCGCCACCGCCGGUGAUAACAGAGCAGCCGAAGUCAACAGCGACCCACUUUGUGCCCUAUGAAAGGUCCUACCCCAACACUUUGGAAAGCUUAGCUGAGAAGGUUCAUUCGUUUUAUCCCUCAGAUGGUGCAAGUACUCGAUUCGGAGGAAGAGUGCCGCGAUCAGGAUCAGAACAACAACUUCCACGCGCUGAAACGCACUCCGAUUUCGGGAGACAUUCUCUGUUACGUUCUAGUUUGAAAGCCUCUGGUGCUACUGGACCUCCUGGUGCAUCUACGUUGUCGAGAUAUCAACGCUAUGGUGGAGUUGGAAUGCAAGUGCCUGGAAUGCCUGGUUCUGGUUUAACAGGAACAGGCUUGUCUGGGUCUGGCUUAGGACCAGGUCUUCCUUCAGGAUUGUCAUCAACUGGCCUAAGCGGCCUCACUGGCUCCAGUUUAGUGGGAACUGGCCUAAGUUCUGGCUUAGGCACUGGCUUAACCGGAUCCGGAUUGAGUUCAACUCUCGGCGGUGGAUAUGGAACUACUGGCCUUGGAUUAUCGUCAUAUGGAAGCAAAUUUGGUACGACGAGAAGAAAUCGAAGCUUAGAUUACUCGUCGGAUACAGAAGCUACGGCUCCUACACGGACUCCAUACUAUUCUGGCUUGAGUGGAUAUAGAAGCAGUACAUUAGGAAGGGAUAUAAGCUCUAAGUUUAAUUCCUUGCCGAGAGACGUCAGAGGCACUGGCCAAAGAUUGGGAUUGUCCAGACGAGCCGGUAGUGUACUUCAAGAUGAACCCGAACCUUUAUCUUCACGUCUGGAUCUUCGUUCUUCCAGAGGUCGUCUCCCGUCCUCACCGUCAGUGUUCACGUCAGACGAGUACCGCGCGUGGCUCUCCCGCGCUCCGUCUACUAGCGCGCUCUAUGAGAGUCUGCGCCCAAGGCUGCCGACGCAUUAUUCGGCUGAGAAUAUACAUGAUGCGCUUAAAAAUAUGGAAACAGGCAGUCGUUUUGGUUCUACCCUUGGUUUGGCUGGUCGUCGAAUUGAACGCCCGCGACAUUUGCCUGCACGUUCACUGUCUUCUCAACAACUUGGCCCAACAGCAAGCGGCUCUCCUUCAGCACGUCGUGUGAGACAAUUGCUCGAGUUGGGUUCAAAGUUCUCAUGCCCUAACCCUAGCCCGGUUCCUACACCGGGAUCUAGACAUCAACGUCAUUUGGAUAUUAAUCCUAAUGAGUUCUUAAAGUACAAGAUAGAGAAGCCAGGUGCGGGGGGUCUGUCCACAUCUAUGACGGGUCUAUCCCGGCUAUCGGGUGGCGUGUCCGGGAUGCUAUGGGUGCACCUGCUAGCGGGGCGGGGGCUUAGACCGGCCCCCUCGGGGUCGUCCCCGGGAUCGCCUCCGUCCGGGCCAUUGGCCCCACCACAGCCCCCGGUGGCACCCCGGGAUUUGUACUGUGUGCUGGAAUGCGAUAGAGUACAUAAGGCUCGGACUGUGGUUCGCACAGGCGAACUCCAAUUCGAUUGGGACGAGUCCUUCGAGCUGGAGCUAGUGGACAACCGGCAGCUGGACGUGCUCGUGUACUCGUGGGACCCGCAGCACCGACACAAGCUGUGCUACCGCGGGGCGGUCACACUGCCGGAUCUCUUGUCGCGCUCUGCCUCGCACCAGUUGGCUAUUAGGAUGGAACCCCGCGGCACGCUGUACGUGCGUGUCCGUCACACGGAACCGCACGAACUGUUCCGCCGCCGCCCCGCCCCCCCGCGCCUCUCCCCACCGCCCCUGUUUGGUGCUGAACUCGACCAAGUUAUAGCAAGGGAAGUGCGGCCGAGCCAUGCACCCCCCGUACCGUUGAUAGUGAGGAGAUGUGUGGAGGAGAUUGAGCGACGCGGGUUGGAUAUUAUUGGCCUAUACCGUCUUUGCGGAUCCGCGGCAAAGAAGCGAAUCCUCCGAGAGGCGUUUGAACGCAACGCUCGUGGCGUCGAAUUAACCCCAGACUCUGUUCCCGAUAUAAAUGUGAUCACCGGAGUGUUGAAAGACUAUUUACGAGAACUACCACAGCCGCUGUUCAGCCGUUGUUUAUUCCAAAUGACAUUGGAUGCUCUAGGAGUCUGUCUACCAGACGACAAAGAAGGGAACGCCAGACUUAUGGCGUCGAUAGUAGAAUGCUUACCGCGGGCAGCAAGAGCGACGCUAGUCUUCCUUCUCGACCAUUUAGCGCUGGUGGUCGCCGCACAAGAUAGAAACAAAAUGUCCCCGCAGCAUUUGGCGGUUGCUUUAGCUCCUCCGUUAAUGCUACAGUCCCAACCACCGUCUGAAAUGGAUUACCAGCGGCCGAUACAUGUUCUGCAGUGUCUGCUGCAGAUCUGGCCGGCGCCGAAGCGUUCAGUUCGGCGCGGCGAGCCAGCACUCGGGCCGCGUGGAAGCAGAGCCAGUGCGUCGCUAGCGGCCUCAGCCACCCUCCCCCCAGGCCGAGUUCCGCCCUCAGUCAGUCCAUAUCGGCCUCCAGCGGCAGCAUCAGCAGCAUCUCCGCAGCCAGCUCACUCGGCUCGGCCCGCGGCAGACCGCUCGCCGCCCGCACAUGUUCUCUCAUCAGUCAGGGCCGGCCAAUAUCGUCCGCAGUCGCCUCUACGCGGCCCUCUGCCCGCUCCGCCUCGCUCCCGGCAAGUGACGGUCUCGUCUCCCGGUUCGCCCAGUAGCAGCUCGGGCAGCCACAGCCCGGCCGACACCAUCAAGCACGGCGGCUCCGUGUCGUCGAUCCUGCGCCAGCCGGAACGCGCGCCGUCGUCGUCCCCUAGGAACUCGCCUCGAGCGUCGCCUCGCGCGUCGCCCAGAGACUCGCCGCGCGGCACCCCCAGGGACCUGACGCCCCGGGAGUCGUCCCGGGACGGGUCGCGGGACGGGUCCCGGGACGGGUCGCGCGAGUCGCCGCGCAGCGCCAUCCCGGGCACGUCGGCCGGGCUGGCGGUGACGCUGAACUCGAGCGGCAGCCCGCGCUACAGCUCCACCAACCCGUUCCUGCAGCAGUACGACGCCGAGGAGGAGGCGGAGGCCUGGCGCGCCGCCGACAUAUUCUCCUCGUCCGCGCACGCGUAGGGCUCCCGGCGAAUUGAACGUUUUCCUAGUCAAUUUUUUUAAAGAAUCGAAAGAGUGCUACGAUUCCGCCGGACGCUGCGUCGUCUCGAGCGGGCGCGUUCGCGAAUUUGUUAUAUAUAGCGAGUUAUGGUGUACAUUAUGUGAGAGCGUUCGAGACGCGAGCGAGCCGCCGGCCGCCCGCGCGUCGCCCGUGGCCGGGGAGCGCUUACGGUGAUGUAUUGUAAUUGUAUAUAAUUGAGUACGUAUUGAAUGCGGGCCCGCUCCGGUCCCGCACCGGGGCGCCGCACACACCGCAGCCCACGUCCCACAUAUCAGAGACUUGCGUGCACCCUCGACACGAGCAGCACUACACUUGCAUGCGACACGAUCACUUCGUCCAACUCCGUCGUCGACAGUGGACACAAGUCAGUAGGCAGGUAGGGAGUGUACAGCACGAAGUCGGAAUGUCUAGAGACUGAGGCCAUAUCAGAGUAGCUCGUAGAGGUCGCGGUGGGCGGCCAUCGUAGGACGAGCGAUCGCGUCACGUUAAUGGGUCUAGAGGCACGACUGUUACGAAAGUUUAAAAUAUUCCAAAUAUUCCUUGUUCAUUAUUAAUAAAUUAAUAACUAUUAUACAUAUAACUAUAUAUUAAAGUAAAAUAGUGUUAGUGAAGCAUUUGAGUCGCUAAUUCUGUGAAGGAACGGAUUCUUCCUUUAAAGAUCGGUCGCAAUCUCGAGGUCUGAGGUCGUAUUUGCGAAUUGAAAAUGACUAAUUUCAACGAUACAAAAAUAAAAAUGCUAAUAAUAUUUAUUUACCGUUCUUCGAUGAAAUAAUUAAUAAUGUUCUCCGAAUUGAUAUUGCUGUAGGACUUUUAAAUAUUCAUAUUAUAUUAAUAAAUUCAAAAUAUUGUUAAACGUUUAUUAAUUAUCUGUCUGUUAAAGAGAAUUAGAUAAAUGUAUUUAUUGAUAGGAUAAUUUGAAAUUCGCAAAUAAUAUCUCUAUUCUUAUAACUAGCGUCUGCUAGACAUAUAAGAGUGAUGGAAAUCGACCAAUGACAGCACUGAUUAAAAUCUCACUGCCAUGAUUGGUCCAUUUUAAAUAGUUACGCAUAUUAUUACAUUAAUACACUUAUUUAUAUGUCUGUCGGAGGCUCUUUGGUUACUCGAUGCUUUUGAGCAACACUUCAAGACGAAGUUUUGUUACUGUUUUUUAUAAUAUAGAGUUGCACAAAGAACACGACUGAAAUGGGACACAAGGUUUUUGAUACUUUACCAUUUUACCCUUUUUAUCAUUUGUGAUAUACUAGAAGUUGCGUUGGAACCUCGCCUUUUAUAUAAAUGUAAGUCUGUUCAUGAAUUCCUAUAUUUGGUAUACAUUUUGUUACAAUGUUUUGUAUUUCUUUAACUGUUACGCUCUUGAUGUCUUCUGAUUUAGUCGGUUUUUAGACGUUGUAUAUUACGUACUUAUCAACGAAUACGAAAUAUUAUAUUAAGUAAGAAAACUUUGGAAUUCAUGUACGGAUUCUCAUAAUUUACGACGUCAUGUCUUAAGGCCCUGCCAAACAAACAGUGAAUAAAAGUACAAAGAAGCAGCUUCGCAACUAUUGGAAUUUGGUUCGUUGUGUGUUUGAGGUUUGCCUUAGAGGUUGAAAGCGAAGACAAUAUGAUUUUGAAAUCUUUAUAGAAUCUGACGAUGAAAUGUAUUAAUCUCAAUGAUAUCGCCUUCGUGAGUUAUAACGGAACCACGUGAAGUAGAUUGUAUUGCCAUAUUCAUUAUAUAAUAAAAUAAAAUAAAAAAAUAAUGCAUUUAUUAGCUUAAUAUAUGAAAACUGAUAGCUUUUAACUGUUCACUAUACAUAAUUGUUACUAAUAUUAGACAAAGCUAUUAAUAUUGUUACCGAACAUUGAAUUUAUUUCACGUGGUACGCUUAAGUUGGUGCUGUCGGAAUCUUAAUAGGUCAACUUGAUAUAUCUAUCUAAAUUAUUAUUAUUAUAAUAUGCAUGACCUAAAAGCAUAUUCAUACAGCCGUAUUACAUAAUUAUCAAUCCUACGUCUUUCUUAUUUUUUAUCAAGAAUGAACACGUAAAAUUAACAUGUAAUACCUAAGAUUAUAUCAGAUUUGAGCAUAAAAAGCUUAUAAAUGACGCACAUGGUCUCCGUGGUGAAAAAGAAUACACGAUGUUUAUUAACACACUAUAAUCCAUACUAAUAUUAUAAAUGCGAAAGUAACUCUGUCUGUCUGUCUGUCUGUCUGUUACUCAAUCACGCCUAAACUACUGAACCAAUUUGCAUGAAAUUUGGUAUGGAGAUAUUUUGA
This is a messenger RNA of Colias croceus (clouded yellow), 6432 nucleotides long. It is a transcript of the gene RhoGAP100F, whose product is annotated as rho GTPase-activating protein 100F. The transcript is spliced from 22 exons. Gene Ontology annotation, molecular function: protein binding. Gene Ontology annotation, biological process: signal transduction. The coding region runs from base 1 to 4137 and encodes 1378 amino acids. The record is from RefSeq and is a predicted model, not a curated record. Lineage: Eukaryota; Metazoa; Arthropoda; Insecta; Lepidoptera; Pieridae.